Diabrotica balteata is the source of this 2605-nucleotide messenger RNA. Lineage: Eukaryota; Metazoa; Arthropoda; Insecta; Coleoptera; Chrysomelidae. The record is from the annotation of a GenBank genome assembly.
GUUUAUUAAGUGUGAUAAAGUAGAUAAUACAUAUUAUUUGCUAUAAAGUGCAACGCAAAUAUUUUAGUAACAUACUCAACUUGUAAAACGUUAAGAACUGUUUCAUUCAAAACAAAAUAAUGAAGAGGAUAAGUGUAUUUUUAUUAAUACUUUCAAGUUUUUGGAUUAACAGCACACUAGCAUACGAUUCCGGAAAUGACUCUAAUCAGGAUGAUCAACCAACUCCUAAAGUAACAGAUUCACCAGCUGAUCCAACUAAUCCACCGGCGCCGACAGAUUCACCAGCUGAUCCAACUAAUCCACCAUCUGGUUCAUCAACAGAUUCACCAGCUGAUCCAACUAAUCCACCGGCGCCGACAGAUUCACCAGCUGAUCCAACUAAUCCACCGUCGCCGACAGAUUCACCAGCUGAUCCAACUAAUCCACCGGCGCCGACAGAUUCACCAGCUGAUCCAACUAAUCCACCGGCGCCGACAGAUUCACCAGCUGAUCCAACUAAUCCACCGGCGCCGACAGAUUCACCAGCUGAUCCAACUAAUCCACCGUCGCCGACAGAUUCACCAGUUGAUCCAACUAAUCCACCGGCGCCGACAGAUUCACCAGCUGAUCCAACUAAUCCACCGGCGCCGACAGAUUCACCAGCUGAUCCAACUAAUCCACCGUCGCCGACAGAUUCACCAGUUGAUCCAACUAAUCCACCGGCGCCGACAGAUUCACCAGCUGAUCCAACUAAUCCACCGUCGCCGACAGAUUCACCAGUUGAUCCAACUAAUCCACCGGCGCCGACAGAUUCACCAGCUGAUCCAACUAAUCCACCGUCGCCGACAGAUUCACCAGUUGAUCCAACUAAUCCACCGGCGCCGACAGAUUCACCAGCUGAUCCAACUAAUCCACCGGCGCCGACAGAUUCACCAGCUGAUACAACUAAUCCACCGGCGCCGACAGACUCACCAGCAGAUCCAACUAAUCCACCGGCGCCGACAGAUUCACCAGCUGAUCCAACUAAUCCACCGGCGCCGACAGAUUCACCAGCUGAUCCAACUAAUCCACCGUCGCCGACAGAUUCACCAGCUGAUCCAACUAAUCCACCGGCGCCGACAGAUUCACCAGCUGAUCCAACUAAUCCACCGGCGCCGACAGAUUCACCAGCUGAUCCAACUAAUCCACCGUCGCCGACAGAUUCACCAGUUGAUCCAACUAAUCCACCGGCGCCGACAGAUUCACCAGCUGAUCCAACUAAUCCACCGUCGCCGACAGAUUCACCAGUUGAUCCAACUAAUCCACCGGCGCCGACAGAUUCACCAGCUGAUCCAACUAAUCCACCGUCGCCGACAGAUUCACCAGUUGAUCCAACUAAUCCACCGGCGCCGACAGAUUCACCAGCUGAUCCAACUAAUCCACCGGCGCCGACAGAUUCACCAGCUGAUCCAACUAAUCCACCGUCGCCGACAGAUUCACCAGUUGAUCCAACUAAUCCACCGGCACCGACAGAUUCACCAGCUGAUCCAACUAAUCCACCGUCGCCGACAGAUUCACCAGUUGAUCCAACUAAUCCACCGUCGCCGACAGAUUCACCAGUUGAUCCAACUAAUCCACCGUCGCCGACAGAUUCACCAGCUGAUCCAACUAAUCCACCGGCGCCGACAGAUUCACCAGCUGAUCCAACUAAUCCACCAUCUGGUUCAUCAACAGAUUCUCCACCUGACCCAACUAAUCCACCAUCUGGUUCAUCCACAGAUUCUCCACCUGAUCCAACUAAUCCACCAUCUGGUUCAUCCACAGAUUCUCCACCUGAUCCAACUAAUCCACCAUCUGGUUCAUCAACAGAUUCUCCACCUGAUCCAACUAAUCCACCAUCUGGUUCAUCCACAGAUUCUCCACCUGAUCCAACUAAUCCACCAUCUGGUUCAUCAACAGAUUCUCCACCUGAUCCAACUAAUCCACCAUCUGGUUCAUCCACAGAUUCUCCACCUGAUCCAACUAAUCCACCAUCUGGUUCAUCAACAGAUUCUCCACCUGAUCCAACUAAUCCACCAUCUGGUUCAUCCACAGAUUCUCCACCUGAUCCAACUAAUCCACCAUCUGGUUCAUCAACAGAUUCUCCACCUGAUCCAACUAAUCCACCAUCUGGUUCAUCAACAGAUUCUCCCGCUAAUACAACUAAUCCACCUUCUGGUUCAUCCACAGAUUCCCCGGCUGAUCAAACUACUCAACCAUCUGGUUCAUCAACAGGUUCUCCUGCUAAUCCAACUAAUCCACCAUCUGGUUCAUCCACAGAUUCCCCGGCUGAUCAAACUACUCAACCAUCUGGACCAUCAACAGAUUCAUCAAGUGAUUCAACUGGUUCAACACCUGAAUCAUCUACGAAAGGAUCAGCUGUGGGUUUAUUUGCAGGCACGAAGUAUUUGAUGGCUGCAUUUGUAAUUGUGAUUUUAAAUUACGUCUUAAUUUAGGUUAAUAAAAUUUAAACAUUUUUGUAUUUAUGCACGAUUGUAAAUGAUUAUGGAUGUAAAGUGCAUUCGAAUUAAACUUUAAUUUUUGUAAAAUUAAUUUUGUAAAUAAAAUUUUAUUUUUACAUAAAGAAAUUAAACUAAUAAAUAUAUGC